AUGUGUAUAAGUGAUAAAGAAGAAGAAGUAGAAACAACUUCAACAACUUCAACUUUAACUUCAAAUACUAUCAAAGAAGAGGAAGAAGAAGAUGAUGAAUUAUAUUUAAAAGAUAUUCAAUAUCAAGAAUCAAAACAUUUAAUAAUUGAUAGUCAUUGUCAUAUUCAAGAGGAUCAAGAGAUGAUAUCAAUGGUAGAGAAUCAAUCAACUUAUCCAAUGCAUUGUAGUUGGUUAAUGGGAACAACGGUAGAGGAUUGGGAUAGAGUAGAUAGAUAUGCAGACAAGAUGGGUGAUCGUGCACUUCGUUGUUAUGGUAUACAUCCUUGGUUUGCUUAUCAAUAUCAUCCACCAAAGGAAUUAAUCGAUCAAAAAGAUAACGAUGGUCAAUAUCGAAUAGAUGAUAAAUGGUAUAUAGAACUUGAAAAGAGAUUAAUUAAAUAUCCAAAUGCAAUGGUUGGUGAAUUGGGUAUAGACAAGGUGACAAAGGUAAAAGCUACCGGUAAAAAUGAUCUAGACGGUCAAUGGGAAGUACUAAAGAGACAAUUUAAAAUUGCUGUCGAUCAUAAUCGUCUUUUAAGUUUACAUUGUGUACAACUGCAAGGUAAACUAUUAGAUUAUUUCAUUUCUCUACCAUUGGAUCAAUUUCCAAAAAAAAUUGCUCUUCAUACUUUUAGUGGAAAACCAGCAAUGGUAAGAUCAUUAUUAAAAUUAAAAGAUAAAGGAACAAGAUUAUAUUUUGGUAUAUCAUUUAUCAAUUUAUCAUCAUCAAAAGUGUUAAAAUUGAUAGAGGCCAUUCCAGAUGAUCGAUUAUUAUUGGAAAGUGAUCAAAAUACACCAGAAUAUGCUGAAUCUAGUAUUUAUAAAGUAUUGGUUGCCAUUUCAAAAGCUAAAAAUUGGUCUAUAAAAGUUUCAAUUCUAAAUACUCAAAAGAAUGCAAUCGCUUUUCAAAAUAAUUAA
Cavenderia fasciculata is the source of this 957-nucleotide messenger RNA. RefSeq lists its product as uncharacterized. The coding region runs from base 1 to 957 and encodes 318 amino acids. The transcript is spliced from 2 exons. The record is from RefSeq and is a predicted model, not a curated record. Gene Ontology annotation, molecular function: hydrolase activity, acting on ester bonds. Lineage: Eukaryota; Evosea; Eumycetozoa; Acytosteliales; Cavenderiaceae.